UCCUCUUCGUCAUUGUCACCUACAUCAAUGGCAUCUUUUUUGACUCCGAUCACGAUUAUCUCCUGCGCUUCAUCUAACCACCGCAGCCACCGGAAGAAUCCAGCAAUCGCCGCAUCGGCCUCCGGCAAAUGGUGGACACCGAUCUUCGGCUGGUCGUCAGAUCCGGACUACAUUCACAAUCCAACAACUAUCACCGAUGGAUCCGUAACUGAAAGUUCAGAUCCAGAUAAAAGUUAUCAGUGUAGAUCUCGUUUUUCUCCGGGAUGCUUCACGGAGGAGAAGGCGAAGCAGAUGCGGAUGAAGACGGUGGAAACUGCUAACUUCCACGACAUCAUGUAUCAUUCUGCUAUCGCAUCUCGCCUCGCCUCGGAUGUUUCCGGCCAUUAUUCCGGGUGACACUCCGCCGUGCACUCGGUGAGUUCUUUUUAGCCGAUUCUUUUUCUAUUACGUCGGAUCAGGACUCCAUGUGCGCAUCUAGUCAUUUGUAGACCUCAAUACUCAGAUCAACGAUUGAGAAAUCAGUAGAUUUAGUUUCUAUUUUGUUUGCUUUUUAUUGAAUAACGGAAAUUUCUAGAUAGGAUGAAGAAAGUGUCACCGGAAUAUUCCCCCGUGGUUCAAUCUGGCUGCGAAUCUAGGGUUCCAUAACCACGCCAGUAAACAUAUGAAUUCAACUCUAACGCU
Messenger RNA from Cynara cardunculus var. scolymus (artichoke), 681 nucleotides. RefSeq lists its product as uncharacterized. NCBI's taxonomy places the organism in Eukaryota, Viridiplantae, Streptophyta, Magnoliopsida, Asterales, Asteraceae. Bases 28 to 396 code for a protein of 122 amino acids. The record is from RefSeq and is a predicted model, not a curated record. The transcript has a single exon.